Euleptes europaea (tarantolino) is the source of this 1730-nucleotide messenger RNA. It is a transcript of the gene AKT1, whose product is annotated as AKT serine/threonine kinase 1. The transcript is spliced from 13 exons. Bases 85 to 1530 code for a protein of 481 amino acids. NCBI's taxonomy places the organism in Eukaryota, Metazoa, Chordata, Lepidosauria, Squamata, Sphaerodactylidae. Gene Ontology annotation, molecular function: protein serine/threonine kinase activity; ATP binding. The record is from RefSeq and is a predicted model, not a curated record. Gene Ontology annotation, biological process: protein phosphorylation.
GAACGAGGAAGGGGGGGAGGCCGUGUUCUGCGUGGCGGGGGCUGAACUUCUGGCAUCGGCCACUUGCUCGAGAGACGUCCUGCCAUGAUGAAUGAAGUCGCAAUAGUGAAGGAAGGCUGGCUCCACAAACGAGGAGAGUAUAUUAAAACAUGGAGGCCGAGGUAUUUUCUGUUGAAGAACGAUGGGACGUUUAUAGGCUACAAAGAGCGGCCGCAAGACGUGGACCAACGGGAGUCCCCCUUAAAUAACUUCUCUGUGGCUCAGUGCCAGUUGAUGAAGACGGAGAGACCCAAACCGAACACAUUCAUCAUCAGAUGCCUCCAGUGGACCACAGUAAUUGAAAGAACGUUUCAUGUGGAGACUCCAGAGGAGCGGGAAGAAUGGACAAAAGCCAUCCAAACGGUAGCAGACAGCCUUAAGAAACAAGAGGAAGAAAUAAUGGAUUUUCGAUCUGGUUCCCCCAGUGAUAAUUCAGGAGCUGAAGAAAUGGAAAUUUCUAUGAUGAAACCAAAACAUAAAGUGACUAUGAACGAAUUCGAAUAUCUUAAGCUGCUGGGAAAAGGCACAUUUGGGAAGGUUAUUCUGGUGAAAGAGAAAGCAACGGGACGAUAUUACGCUAUGAAAAUCCUGAAGAAGGAAGUAAUUGUAGCAAAGGAUGAAGUGGCUCAUACCCUGACAGAAAACCGUGUUUUACAGAACUCUAGGCACCCUUUCUUAACAGCUUUAAAGUAUUCCUUUCAGACUCAUGACCGGUUGUGCUUUGUGAUGGAGUACGCCAACGGAGGGGAGCUGUUCUUCCACCUAUCGCGGGAACGUGUCUUUUCUGAAGACCGGGCCCGCUUUUACGGAGCUGAGAUUGUAUCGGCGCUGGACUACCUACAUUCAGAGAAGAACGUGGUUUAUAGAGACUUAAAGUUGGAAAACUUGAUGCUGGAUAAAGACGGGCACAUAAAGAUAACGGAUUUCGGGCUAUGCAAAGAAGGGAUCAAGGAUGGAGCAACAAUGAAGACUUUCUGCGGCACGCCGGAGUAUCUCGCACCAGAGGUGCUGGAGGACAAUGACUACGGGCGUGCGGUGGACUGGUGGGGUUUAGGAGUCGUCAUGUACGAAAUGAUGUGCGGGCGGCUCCCGUUCUACAACCAGGACCACGAGAAGCUCUUUGAACUCAUUCUUAUGGAAGAGAUCAGGUUUCCGCGCACGUUGUCGCCAGAAGCAAAAUCUCUUUUAUCGGGCUUGUUAAAGAAGGAUCCGAAGCAAAGGUUAGGUGGUGGACCGGAUGACGCCAAGGAGAUUAUGCAACACAAAUUUUUUGCCGGCAUCGUAUGGCAAGAUGUAUAUGAAAAAAAGCUGGUACCUCCAUUUAAGCCACAGGUGACGUCUGAAACGGACACCCGCUACUUCGAUGAAGAAUUCACGGCACAGAUGAUCACAAUCACCCCUCCAGACCAAGACGACAGUAUGGAUUGCAUUGACAGCGAGCGACGACCUCAUUUCCCUCAAUUCUCAUAUUCCGCCAGCGGGACAGCUUAAUGUUUUGCUUGUCCACACGGAGAAAGUGGUUCAACCGCAUUUGGUGGACAUUUAUUUCGAUGACGGACACUAGAGAACUCUCUACGACACAUGAAUUGCAAACUAUGUUUGUACCUGGGUUCAGCUGAAUUUGUAGAAAGUCUUGCAGGUUGUAUAUUUAAAGCAAUCCUGGCGCGAUUUUGAGACCGAAUCUCCGAUGC